AAAGUGUCCGAUAGAUUCUCGGAGUUUUAAUGUACCCGGGUCGGCUGCUCCUGCGCUUCGCAACAAGUGGGGAAUUGGGGUGCGUUGUGCAUUUCUCCAUUGUUGCAGUGCGGUUCAGGACAAAAUCCAGAUACUGGUGUUGUCCCUCAUCUUCCCACUCCCCUACUGUAAAGUUUAUUCCCAUCUGUGUCAGUUGUCACCAGACUGCUCUUCAGUUUCGGUUUCUCAGUGGAACUGGAAGCAUUUGUUCGCAAACCCUCAGCCGCUCCGCGCUUCUGGAGAGUUUCAAAGCGCCGCUACGGACUCGCGUUUUCAGGAAGUUCAGUACGGACAGGGAUUAUGCCACCCAAGGGUACCACUCGAAAGAAGCUUCCUGAACCUCUGCCUGAGGGAUUGGUUCUGACAGAUUCUGAGAAAAGACAUUGGAAACUUGGGAAAGUUAUUGGCAGCGGUGGAUUUGGACUGAUUCACUUAGCUGCUCCUGCUUCAGCAAAUGAUGUUGGGAAUGAUGCAAAAUAUGUUAUUAAAAUAGAGUACCAAGAAAAUGGACCUCUGUUCUCAGAGCUGAAAUUUUAUCAGAGGGCAGCUAAACCUGAACACAUAAAGGCAUGGAUGAAAAGCCAUAAACUGAGUUUCUUGGGGAUUCCUGCUUACUGGGGAUCAGGCUUGACAAAGCACAAUGGGAGGAGCUAUAGAUUCAUGGUAAUUGACAGACUUGGUGUCGAUUUGCAAAAAUUGCUGGAAGCAGGGGAGAACAGGCUGGAUAAAACUUCUGCUUUGAAACUAGGCUGUCAGCUGCUUGAUAUUUUGGAGUUUAUUCAUGAGCACGAAUAUAUCCAUGGUGACAUCAAGUCAGCAAACCUGCUUCUGGGCUUCAAAAAUCACAAAGAGGUCUAUCUGGCAGAUUAUGGUCUUGCCUUCAGGUACCGUCCCAAUGGAGCUCACAAAUGCUAUAAAGAGGACCGCAAGAAAGGUCACAAUGGAACGAUUGAAUUUACUAGCAUCGAUGCUCACAAAGGUGUAGCUCCAUCCAGACGAAGUGACCUGGAAAUCCUUGGCUACUGCUUGCUACAGUGGCUGUGUGGGAAGCUGCCUUGGGAGCAGGACUUGAAGGACCCUGUAGCAGUUCAACACGCCAAAGUCAAAUUCAUGGAAAAUCUCCCUACUUCAGUCCAUCAGUGCUUUCCCCCUGGAUACGAUAGUAGUGAAAUUGUGAAUUAUCUGUCUUAUGUGAGUACUCUGAAGUAUGAAGAAAGGCCACAAUAUCAGAAACUGCACAACAUCCUAUUAAAUAGUCGGGAAGCCAGCCAAUCUGAUCGUCUGGAUCUCAGUGGAAAAGAGCGUAUGGAAUCUUGGCUUUUGUCUGUUCCUGAAAAUAGUAAGAGGAAACAGGAAAUUCUCCCGUCACAAAAUGUACCUGUAUUAAGACCAAGAUCAACAAGAAAAAAUGUUCUUCAAGAAAAUCGAAUGAAAGGAAAGAGUAACAUUUUGAGUGAUAUUGAAUGCUCAGAAAUGUUGAAGUUUAAAGAAAAGAUGAAAGAGGUUGCAAUGCCUACUUCAAACCUGGUUGAGGUAACUGAAUUUUCAGAACAAUACAAAACCAGGAAGCAAAAGUCAGUGGUUCAGGUGAUUAGUCCUAUUGAAGCUGAAGCAGUGCAUCAGAAUCAAAGAAUCAAAUCAGACAUUUUGCACUACGGUGCUGCGGUUGUAGUUUUGUCAAUAUUAAUUAUCUUUCUAGUUUUGGUACAAAUGUAACUUAUU
Molecule: messenger RNA, 1761 nt
Organism: Hypanus sabinus (Atlantic stingray)
Lineage: Eukaryota; Metazoa; Chordata; Chondrichthyes; Myliobatiformes; Dasyatidae
Product: serine/threonine-protein kinase VRK1-like
Exons: 12
Coding region: 340-1755 (471 amino acids)
Biological process (GO): signal transduction; peptidyl-serine phosphorylation
Cellular component (GO): nucleus; cytoplasm
Molecular function (GO): ATP binding; protein serine/threonine kinase activity
Source: RefSeq, a predicted model, not a curated record